Messenger RNA from Syzygium oleosum, 1927 nucleotides. RefSeq names its product protein AUXIN RESPONSE 4-like. The transcript is spliced from 2 exons. Bases 183 to 1610 code for a protein of 475 amino acids. The record is from RefSeq and is a predicted model, not a curated record. Lineage: Eukaryota; Viridiplantae; Streptophyta; Magnoliopsida; Myrtales; Myrtaceae.
UGUCUUCCUACUUUCUUUGCUUUCGCAAACAGAGGAGUCUUCCUUUUCAUAGAAAAAAACGCUCACUUUUCUGGGGCUCUCUCCCUGCUUGCAGAAAGUUCAUUGUAGAUCUCAAUCCGCUCAUUCUCGCGCACUAGGUUCGCAGAAACGGUGAUACCAACGGCUUGAGAACCUCCGCAGCAAUGGCGAUCAUAACGGAGGAAGCAGAAGACCACCGUCAACAUCAAGAACCGGAACCGAGACCGAAACCAGAACAAGAACGAGAGGUGAGCCGACCCCAGAACCCCACUACGGCUUCACAAUCUUCGCGCACGAACCCGUUCAUUUUCUGGUUCUACUUCACUCUGGCCGUCUCUCUCGUCACCCUCCUCUUCGUCUCUCUCCCUUCCCUCUCCCCGCAAGACCCCAAAUCCUGGUUCCUCGGCCUCCCCGCUGACCUUCGCCAACAUUACUCCAAGGGCCGUACCAUCAAAGUCCAGAUAUACCCAGAUUCUAGUCCUGUUGAAGUGUUUGCGGUCGAGAACGGGCCUAGCUCUGCCGAGAAUGUGUUAAUUAUUCAUGGGUUGGGUGCGAGUUCUUAUUCUUUUAGCAGAGUCGUGCAGUCUCUGGGCUCCAAAGAUAUACGUGCCAUUGCAAUUGACUUGCCUGGAAAUGGGUUCUCUGAUAAAACUGUGGCCGUUGAGGAAGAAAGAGAAAAUGGGGUUUUGGAGAGGUUUUGGGACGUGUACAGUGAGAUUAAGGAAAAGGGUCUGUUCUUUGCCUUUGAUCAAAUUAUUGAAACUGGGCAAAUGCCUUAUCAAGAGACCGAGGUUCUGCGGGUGGUUAGUAGAAUGAGUGUUAAGGCACUCGGAUUGGGUGCUGAAGAGGUAAGUAAGGUGCUGGGGCAGGUGAUCGAUACCAUGGGGCUAGCUCCGGUUCAUCUGGUUUUGCAUGAUUCGGCUCUCGCAAUGAGUGCCAAUUGGAUCUUGAAUAAUGAGGGACUGGUGAGGAGUGUAACCCUUGUCGAUACUUCAGCAAAACCAGCAUUGCCUUGGUGGUCCUUCGUGGUUCCAGUGCUUGGCGAUGCAGUCUUGGGUGUUCCUUUCUUGCAUAAGAGGUUGAUCAGGUCAUACUGUGUGAAGGGAAUCAGUAGUUCUGAUGCCAAUGCGCAUGGGAUUCUGAUGAAGGGAAGAGGUGGAAGAAGAGCUAUUGCUGAGAUCGGGAAGAGGUUGAAUCAUAGCUUCAAUGUUGCAGAAUGGGGUAGUUCAGAAAGGUUGAUCUCUAUGCCGAUGCAAGUGCUUUGGUCCAGUGGCUGGUCCAAGGAGUGGAGGGAAGAGGGGCAUCGGAUUGCCAAAGCACUUCCACGAGCUAAAUUCGUAGAACAUUCUGGUGGUCGAUGGCCUCAGGAAGAUGCUGCGGAAGAAUUGGCUGAAAUCAUUUCAAAGCAUGUGUCCUCUUUGCCAAAAUUCGUGCGGAAAGUUGAGGAUGAGCCUUUACCUGAGCAUAUCCAGAAGAUUUUCAACGAAGCACAAGGUGGUGAUCAUCACCAUCACCAUCACCAUCAUCAUGAUCAUACUCAUAUGGGUGGACAUAUGGAUCCUUAUGGAAUGGGUCAUGGAUGGGGUGGUUGAUUAGACAUCAUUGUGGAACGUUGUAAGUGGUUGUAUCGUAGAUCCUAGUCAACAUAGAUGACUCGAAUCUUAAUCAUGGUAGGGUUGCCAUGCAUCCUCUCACCUAGCAUUGUGAAGCAUCCUUAGGGCUGCUUGCUGCCUUGCAUCGCGUGCUACGACAUCAUGAACAUGGUUGAAACCGAGAUGCUAUUUUACCUCUCUUUGUUUCCCCUUUUUCUCUUGUUUGUGAUUUUUUCAACCCAAAAAUGUUAGAUCUUUGUAAUGUAAUGUUUAUUCAGCCUUGAAUUGAUGAUGUGAGAGUGGUUAAUUUUCUGUCA